AUGUCUUUGCAUUCCAGCAGAACGGGGGUCUCCAAGACCCUCCUCCUCCUCCUCGGCCUCUGGGCCGCCUGUGCCAGCGCAUCUGAUGCCACAGUUUCCCAAACGUCCGUCGCCGAUGUGGAACGGCAGUCGGCAAUCGCAGCUGGCCCAUGUAUCAUCGGUGGACAAUGCAGCAUCUCCAUCAGCUUCAACGCGAACCUUCUGGGCGCCUUUUCCCCUGGCGAAUCCGUGACCGUGAACGUUGUCGACGGUGGCAUCAUGACUGCGGUGGCUUCCGUCAAGGCUCCUCUCCUCGGGGCAUCGACCCAGGGCGUCACCUUUGGUCUGCCAACCACCCUGAGCAGCCUGGCCUUCAUCGCUCUUUGCACCAACCCUCUGAACUGUCCCACCAUCUUUGAUCCUAUUUUGACUACUCCGGGCACCAGCUCCACCAGCGCCGUUGCCUCGACCUCGUCCCUGGCGCCGUCGUCCUCGUCCAGCUCGUCCUUGUCGGCUACUUCGGCCACCACCGCCGCCAGCUCUUCGACCACCUCAACCACAUCCGCCCCCACCGUCGUCUCGACAAAGUCCAACGGCAGCCCAUCGGCUUCGACCACCUCCCAAACCUCCUCAACCGCCACUCCCACCAACGCCCCCAGUGACUCGCAGGGUCCCAGCACCGGCGUGAUUCUGGGAGGUGUCGCCGGCGGCAUCGUCCUCCUUGCGAUCAUCAUUGCCAUCGGUAGCUAUUUCUACACCAAGAAGAAGUACAGCCAGCCCAAGUCACCCGGCCUACGCAACUUUGAGCUGCCCCCGCCCGCCAGCAACGCCUGGAAGCCUCUUGACGAGAAGCCCGAGUCCUAUCCCAUGGGCCAGACCAAGUACGGCUCCCAGCUGCCCGGCCCGCAGUCUGGCUAUUCGAGCGCCCCUCCGGCUGGCUACAUCCCUCCCCCGGCCACUGUCAGCUACUCGACCCAGCCUCAGUACGACUUGGGCUACAACUCUGGAUUCAGCUCCAGCUUUGGUGCAAGCGAUGUCCCCCCUCCUCCCCCGGCCAAGGUCAACACAAGCGACGCCCCGGUUGCUGGAGGCUUCCCCGUCUACGCCUCGGCUGUCCCUGUCGCAGUCACUGCCACUGUUACCGAGAGCAAGCGCAACUCAUCUCUGGCGGCCUCCGGCAAGCCCCGCAUCGUCAAGGCCAACAAGGCGGCCGACAACCCUGACGAGCUUUCGAUCGUGGCCGGCGAGACCAUCACGGUGCUCGAAUCCUUCCCUGAUGGUUGGGGUCUUGCUGUCAACUCGGCUGGACUUCGCGGUGCAGUGCCCCUGAACUUCCUGGACGAGCCUCCUGUUGCCGCCACCAACACCAAGAAAGUCCUGUGUGCUCGCCCCGCUGAGCAACCCGAUGAGAUCGAGCUGAUCCUGGGCGAGGAGGUGACGGUGCUGACCGCCUACGACGACGGUUGGGGUGUCAUCAAGACUGCCCGUGGCGAAGGCAUGGCCCCGCUCAACUUCCUGUCGUAA
Messenger RNA from Polychytrium aggregatum, 1503 nucleotides. RefSeq lists its product as uncharacterized. NCBI's taxonomy places the organism in Eukaryota, Fungi, Chytridiomycota, Chytridiomycetes, Polychytriales. The record is from RefSeq and is a predicted model, not a curated record. Bases 1 to 1503 code for a protein of 500 amino acids. Gene Ontology annotation, molecular function: protein binding. The transcript has 4 exons.